Auanema sp. JU1783 is the source of this 1371-nucleotide messenger RNA. The record is from the annotation of a GenBank genome assembly. NCBI's taxonomy places the organism in Eukaryota, Metazoa, Nematoda, Chromadorea, Rhabditida, Rhabditidae.
AUGUCUGUAUUGUUAGAAACAUCUCUAGGAGAUUUAGUCGUUGAUGUCUUUUUAAAGGAGCGUCCAAAAUGCUCUAUGAACUUCAUCAAGCUAUGUAGAAUGAAAUAUUAUAAUCUAUGUCCAUUUCAUACCAUAGAGCAAAAUUACAUUGCACAAACUGGAGAUCCUACUGGCACAGGAAGUGGUGGAGAAUCGGUUUUUGUAAACUUUUAUGGAGAUCAAGGGAAGUUUUUCGAGAAGGAAGACUUGCCAAAAAUGAAACAUUCCCGACUAGGGUUGGUGGCGUUCGUAAAUAAUGGAGAUGGAAUGCUUGGAAGUCAGUUCUAUAUUACUCUGGGAGACGACUUAGAUUACUUAGACAGUCAGCACACCAUUUUUGGUCAGGUUACAGAAGGUCUGGACACUCUAGAAAAGCUCAACGAUGAACUAUGUGAUGAUAAUCAUAAGCCGUAUAAGGACAUAAGAAUCACGCAUACAAUCGUAUUAGAUGAUCCUUUCGAUGAUCCCUCUGAUGUUAAGUAUCCCUCUAGAUCUCCUUCUCCAAGCUUUGAUGAUCUCGUUCAACCUAACAAAAUUGCUUUGGAUCAACUCGAUGAUGAAAAUGAAGGAAAAACAGCAGAAGAAAUAGCUGAAGAGAUGAAGUUGAGGGAAAUGGAGGAACAGGCUCAGAUUCUUGAAAUGGUUGGUGACCUGAAAUCUGCUGAUGAUAGACCUCCUGAUAAUGUAUUGUUUGUUUGCAAACUUAAUCCUAUCACUACAGAUGAUGAUCUAGAGAUCAUUUUCAGCCGUUUUGGAAAAAUUGAAAGUUGUGAGAUUAUCCGGGACCGACGAACCAAAGAUUCCCUACAAUAUGCUUUUAUUGAAUAUGACAAUCCUAAAAGUUGUGAACAAGCUUAUAUGAAAAUGGACAAUGUUCUCAUUGACGACCGACGCAUUCAUGUUGAUUUCUCACAGUCCGUAGCCAAAAAUUAUAAAUGGGAAAGAAUGGAAAAGAAAGAAAAUAAAACUUUACCUGCCAAAAGAGAUUCUAAGAGCUUCAGAAGAAGCAGCAGCCCAGAAAGGAAACACAGGAAAUAUGAGCGUGAUGACCGAAGAAAAGAGCAUCGUGACCAUCGGGAUCAUCGGAAGGAUGACUCAAAAGAUUCAGGACGAAGAGAAGAUCGUCGUCGGGACUACGAUAAUCGCCGUCGAGAUGAAGAUGAUCGUCGUAGCUACCGUGAUGAUCAUCACAAAAGAAGAGAUGAUGAAAGCAGAAGAAGAGAUGAUGAAAGCAGAAGGAGUCAUCAUAAAUCCUCAGGCGACAGAAGGAGUAAUCGUGAUGAUAGUAGGCGCGAUGAUAAGGAUAGGAAAGACAGAAGCUCUCAUCGAUAA